AUGCUUUGGAUGUGGAGCUACCCGGUAGCGACCAGGAGGGCUCUGUCGGAGCUCGAUCCCGGUCGGAUCGCUCGACGAGUUCUGUGGCCCGUGCACCGUGCGUGGACCGUUUUGAAGAUCAUGGAAGGCACGGGACCAAACGACCUGUACCUGCACAACACCACGGCCCUCCCGAAGAACCCGACGGUUAAGGGAUCUAGCAAGGAAGAACGAAGCGAUUGUAUGGAUGCGGCGUGUAUCGAACCUGCGACGAAACAAUGUAUUGCCGAAUGGGACAUGGGAAAGGAUCCGGAUCACGUGUCCGAGGUCGAAUGGAUUGCGUGGUUCGAGCAAGGUUACGACGUCGAUCAUCGGGUCCAGGACACUCACGAGAAGCGGAUUAAAUCUGCGUCCUAG
Molecule: messenger RNA, 396 nt
Organism: Aphanomyces astaci
Lineage: Eukaryota; Oomycota; Saprolegniomycetes; Saprolegniales; Verrucalvaceae
Exons: 3
Coding region: 1-396 (131 amino acids)
Source: RefSeq, a predicted model, not a curated record